Labrus bergylta (ballan wrasse) is the source of this 1794-nucleotide messenger RNA. RefSeq names its product transmembrane protein 234 (gene tmem234). Lineage: Eukaryota; Metazoa; Chordata; Actinopteri; Labriformes; Labridae. The record is from RefSeq and is a predicted model, not a curated record.
CUCAGAAAUCGUUUAUUAAUAUGCCGUUUAUAUAAUGUUCACUAAUUACAACCGGGCGGUCUUGAAUGCGACUUGAGAGCGUCUGUUUACACUACGAUGGUGACCGUAGUGGAGCUGCUGAGUCUCCUGCUGGUGUCAGCUCUGUGGGGCUGCACAAACCCUCUCCUGAAGAGGGGCACAGAGGGAAUAGAAAAUGUGACAAAGACCAACAGAGUCUCACAGCUCCUGGCUGAGGUCAAGUUCCUUUUCCUCAACCUCAAGUACCUGGUCCCCUUUCUCCUGAACCAGAGCGGCUCCUUGGUCUAUUAUUAUACACUUUCAACCGCAGAGUUAUCGCUUGCUGUUCCCGUGGCCAACUCUCUCACCUUCCUCUGCACUCUGCUCACUGGCAAGUUACUGGGAGAAGAGUUUGGAGGCAAACAGGCUGUUGCAGGAAUGUUCCUCACCAUGGCUGGCAUCACUCUGUGUGUUAUAAGCUCCAUCACUGACACUGGGAGGAAGAAUACGACCCAGAAUGUAAGCUAACAGAGAUCAGAUUAAAGCGACAUUCUCCAGGAACUUCAAGUGAUUUAUACGCUAGGGAGCAAUGAAGGCCAAAGCAGAGCUGGCACAGGACUAGAGAGGGCUAUUUAGAUUCAGACAGCUACUCCAUGAAGCGCUGGUCCAGCUGGGAGAAUUGUUCCUAUAUGAACUCAGUGUGAGCUCUGAAAGAUUUUCUCUCACACCACGUUGAAGAAGAAGGGGAGGAUGGUUCACGCAGGGUUCACCUUAAGGCCAGACACGAUGUAUGCCACUUGUGUAGAAGUUCCCUCAGUUGUUAACUUUUACUUUUAAGCGCUCUGUUGGCUUGCCGUGUGACUGGAAUCUGCAUAAAUGCUAUAGCGACCACAUACAAUACGACUGGUCCGAUAAAAGGGGAAGCAUUAAGAUGUGACCUCCUGGAACAACGGCAGCAUUUUACUGGGGCUGCGUUCUGUUUGCUUAGGGGCGGGCUGGACACAAAAGGGGACAAAUUGAUGUUAAGUUAGUGCAUUCAACUUUUUCCCCCUCCCCCCUCUUCUUCCAUGCUGCCUUGUAUACAUCACUUAUUACUAAAGUAGAAAUACCUGUAUUGUUUUGUUUUUUGAGAAUCAAAGGUAAACGUGACUUAAUUUGACCGUGUUGUGUGCUCUGUAAAAAAAUUAAACAACAGACUGUGUAGAAUUCAGAAAAAAAAACACACUGUACAUCGUACAUACAUUUUUUAUUACUCACAAAACAUCGUAUGGACAACUCUGUUACUCUUGCACUUGUGAAGCUUGUGAUGUGGCUGUUGUUUUAUUAAUAAAAUGUUGGCAAAUAAAAAUACCUCCUACUCUGAUCUCUGCAAUUCAAAAUGCAUGCAGCGUCGUCAAACAUCCCAAAACAUAGCUUCUUAUGUACACACUGUGAAUGUGGAAUGUAUUGGUUCGUUGAACUACGGCACAUUGGAUUCACAAUGAUCCCAGUUUAAAACAGGCUGGACUCAUUAAAACAAGACUUUGAUUUCCUGCUGUGUUCGUUCACGGUUUGUUCACAUUUCUGACUCGUAACAUUGUCCAAAAGAUAACAACAUACAUUCUAGUUCUGAACUUGGCUCAACAUAUCACAGUGACAUUAUUACCAGUUUUAAAGGUCACAUAUGAUACUCCCUUUUAACCAGUUUAAACAAGUCUCAGAGCUCCUAAGACACAUCUGUGAAGAUCCACUCCUGAUCCUGUAUUUGAUCAUGCCUAUAAACCCCUCUAUUUCAGCCCUGUUCAGAACAGGCUGUUU